Molecule: messenger RNA, 1544 nt
Organism: Trachymyrmex septentrionalis
Lineage: Eukaryota; Metazoa; Arthropoda; Insecta; Hymenoptera; Formicidae
Product: tetraspanin-6-like
Exons: 7
Coding region: 80-925 (281 amino acids)
Cellular component (GO): membrane
Source: RefSeq, a predicted model, not a curated record
AGCCUAAUUUUAUUGAUCUUUGAGGUGACGCGUUUUACUAGAAUACGUAAUUAAUGAACGGAAAUUGUAACCGAGAGUAAUGAGGCGUGACGAAAAUAAGAACGAGAUUGAAACAGAUACAGACGAUGACGAAUUAUUUAGUGAAAGUGAUGAAACCAUUUCGACCAGAAAUAUCAGUACUUCUUCGGCUGAACUAUUUUUCGAAUGGCUACCAAAGAAAUAUUUCAAAUUCUUCUUCUUAUUGAUUAACAGCAUAAUCCUCCUCACAGGUGUAAUGGCGAUAAUAAUAGCUAUCUGGAUGUUGACUGAUGCAAACUUUACAUCUAGACUGCUCAGCCAAGAACUUUUCAUAAUUAUUUUAUUAAUUCUAGGAGUGUAUGUGUCUCUUGUAGCUUUUACUGGAAUUAUAGGAAUGAUAAAGGAAAAAGAUAAUAUCAUGCUUUGUUACUUAAUAUGCCAAUCGAUCGCUCUCUGUGCUAUAUUUAUAUGUCUGACAAUGAGUUUUCCGUUUUUCGAUUUGAUUGCGAAAAAGAUUCGAAAUGACAUGGUCUACUCUAUGGAGUAUUAUCAACAUUUAGAAUCGGCUAUGAUAGGAUUUGAUAAUACUCAUAAAUAUUUAAAAUGCUGUGGAAUUAAAUCACCCAAAGACUGGUUAGAUCAUCACAUGAGUAUUCCGCAAAGUUGCUGUUCUGAUGUUCAAUUUGAAGAAUGCAUGAAACAGAUGAGAGAGGAGGUGUCUUAUAAAUCUGGAUGCUUAAAAGGAAGUUACAUGGUAGUAAAAUCGUACAUUCAGUCUGCCGCUAUUUCAAUGCUUGUCAUAUUUCCACUUAUGUUAAUCGGCGCGCUUUUAGCGUUUGAUUUACGAAAAAGACUGAGGAAGAGACUAAUAACGGAAUUAAUAACGGAAGAAGUGAUAUAUUCAUGAAGAUAUUGAGGGUGAACGUGACUUAGAAGUGAAUGACAAGUCCGGUGAAACGUUUUCCCGUUUUUUAUUAUCAUAUAUAGAUCAUAUAUUUUCUGAAAACACUUAAUAUAUUGUACUUAAGAUAGUAAUAUUGUAAGUUUAUUGGACAUGCUGGUUGGAUCGCCGUCUGCCGUGUGGCAGUGGUUCAAGUGGAAAAGUCCGUAAAUUAUUCACUUCCGGCGCUUCUACGAUGAUCAUCGAAUCAGGAUGUGUUUUCAACACGCGGGGGAGAAGGGGAAGGCGAAAAAAUACAUUUAUAAAAAUUGCUCGUGACCAUCGUAAUGUUCUCGUUUACGGAAAGGUUCAAAUGGUAGAGGGAGGGGAGUGUCUGAUCGAAUGGCGGAGGGGGGAUGAGUUCUUCCUUUUUUCUUCUUUUCUCUACGAUAAAAUAGAGCGUCUUACGUGAAAUCGAUUGCCUGUCGAUGCGAUACGAAAUAUUGACGUAGUGAUAAUUUAACGCGCGCGCGAUGCACCUGUCUUUUUCUCUCCAUUAAUCUUCUCGUCUAAAUUAUCGCUAAAUGGCUGCGGCAGUCGACACCGCGUUUAUAUAUAGCGUAUGUGCGUGUGUAUGCUAUGUCCA